AGGAGCAGAUCGUUGCUGCACUGGCCGGCGAGGAGGAGGGAGAAUUGGGGGUCGGGGGACUCUCCGACGAGACUCGCUGGACAAAAUCUAAUAACUCCAAACAAACCCGGAGCUUAAAUUAGGCGCGUGUAAACGGACAGGACUUCAUGCAUGUGCUGCGUUAAAAGCUUCAUUUUCUCUCGCUACGGGCCCGAAGGCCUGAGGAUUUGAGUGAUUAUUGGAUCCAGAGUUUCAGCCAACACAGAGAUCUGCCCAAUACAUGACGGAUAAAUGCUUGGAAGUCUGUUCUUCAGGGGCUAUUUCAUGUGUUCCCGAUUUGAACCGCCAAACCGGCUUAAUUUAGGACACAUUCGGACAUUCAAAUCAGAAUUAAAGGGAUGGUUUAUCUCAGUUAGCACGGCGGCUAAUAACUCGCUUAUUCACAAUGAAUCAAUAUUAGCCGUUAGCAGUUAGCAUGUGCGGCUAAUUUAAAAGAAUAAAUCCGUAUUAAAUGAUCUCAGACGGAUAUUAUCUAGUGAUAUGGUGUCAGUCACGUGUCGUAUAUCCUGUUGUAUUGAUUGCUUGGAUGCUAAAGCCUUAGGUCUUCUGUUGCACUGUGUCUAAAUGCAUGGAGUCCCGUUAUAUGACUGGCACAGAUAGUAAAAUACCUCUUGAGUCUGGAACAGCAAGACAGCACAGCAGUAAAUGCUGACUCUCUGUGUUUAUUUCAGCCCUUCAUGCACCUUCAUUUAGCUUGAGUUUAUUCAUUGGAUCCACUGAUUCACAUUUGAUGACAGAAGCAGCUUAGACUAACCACCUGAGCAGGUAGAGCACAUACUUGUGUGUAUCAUCAUGGGAAAUACAGCAUCCUGCUGCGUGUCUCCCAGUGGGAGCCCCAAACUACCCCGUCAGGUGGAGCGUCUGGAGGACUAUCAGAUCAACACAGACCUGAGCGAUGACACCGGUCCAUACUUGCAGCACAUCAGUGACCGAGAGGUUCCCGAUGAUUUGGCUUUAGAGUCCAACCCAUCAGAUCAUGCCCGUGCCAGCACGAUCUUCCUCAGCAAGUCACAGACAGAUGUACGGGACAGGAGGAAAAGCAAUCACAUAAACCACGUCUCACCUGGUCUGCCUUCGAAGAAGUACAGCUCCUGCUCUACGAUAUUCAUUGAUGAUAGUACCGUCAGUCAGCCCAACCUGAAAAGCACAAUCAAAUGUGUCACAUUAGCAAUAUAUUAUCACAUUAAAAAAAGGGACUCCGAUAGGUCAUUGGACAUCUUUGAUGAAAAAAUGCACCCCUUAUCUAGGGAGCAGGUUCCUGAUGAUUACUCCCGCACAGACCCCGAACACAAACUCAUCUAUCGAUUCGUCCGGACACUGUUCAGCGCUGCACAGCUCACAGCCGAGUGUGCGAUCGUCACUCUGGUAUAUCUGGAGAGGCUGUUGACGUAUGCCGAGCUGGAUAUUUGCCCAUCUAACUGGAAGAGGAUUGUUCUGGGAGCCAUCCUUCUGGCCUCGAAAGUCUGGGACGAUCAGGCCGUGUGGAACGUCGACUACUGUCAGAUUCUCAAAGACAUCACUGUUGAGGACAUGAAUGAGAUGGAAAGACACUUUCUGGAGCUGCUGCAGUUUAACAUUAAUGUGCCGGCCAGCGUCUACGCCAAGUAUUACUUUGACUUGCGCUCUUUAGCAGACGACAACAACCUGAGUUUUCCUUUGGAGCCAUUGAGCAACGAACGAGCGCAGAAAUUAGAGGCUAUCUCAAGACUAUGCGAGGAUAAGUACAAGGAUCUGAGCAGAGUGGCCAUGCGGAGAUCAUUCAGCGCAGACAACCUAGUGGGCAUCCGCAGAUCCAAUGCCGUUCUUUCUUAGAGAUUUUUCUCGGAACCGUGGCCACUCCCAGAUGAAGCUCAAUAGACACAACUCAUUCUUUUCCUCCGCAUUUGGCGACGUUAUGCCGGUUGAAAGAUCCUACACCUUACCCAACCGAUGCAGAACAACAUAGAGACAAAAACAGAUGGAAUGGUUUCUUUUGUUUGUUUUUUUGCUUACUAUGUAGGCUACUAGCUGUGAACUGUCAGUUUUUAAUUGAAAUCAUUUGCAGAUGGAGUAUUUUAAAUAAACACUAAUCAUGUAACACGUCUGAAUUUAUGUUGGAAGAAUGUUUUACAAGGUCAGCUGUCAAAAUGGUGGUUUGUGUUUUUGUUGCAUUACACUGAAAAAUGAAUCCAGGGAUUUUAACACUUACAGCUCUUUCUUUCACAAUAAGGGCUCAUUAACUUUGUUAGAACCAUAUUUGUUUUAAACAAUGUAAAAGAAAAUAUGAAUAAAGUGCAGGUUUUUAGUGCCUGUUACAAAAUCUGAAAUUGAAAUUUAUAGCAUUUCUACUAACAAAACAAACAUUUUUGGAUUUGUUUUUUAGAUCAGUGGGGUGAACAGUUUUUUUUUCCUCUCUAAAACAGCAGUAAAAAUAAAAGCACAUCAAAUGAUGGACCAAAUGUUUGACUUGCCAGUUCACAAAUUGCUCCUCACUUUUAUUCUCUACCAGUAAGAGAAACAAAAGAAACAUGUAAAAGACACUUUUCAUAAAUAUCUAAGAAUCUCUUUAAAAUUGUAGCACUGUAUUUCAUAUCUUUUACAAAACAUAUGUACAGAGUUGCAGUCUGGACUCUUAAAAGGACAUGUCUUCUACAAGAUUUACAUAUGAAUAGAGCCAAACAAGUAUGUACACACAACCAGACAUGCAGCAAGAUCGUGAGGCAUUUUAAAAGACUACACAGGAAAAGUUAUUUCUACAACAUCUUGGACAGAUAAAAGUAGCCAAACAAUGCUUACACUUACAACUUAAUGCUCCACUGAAAGAUUUCACACAGAUCUACAAAAACAAUGUUUACAGAUUCUGUCUGCUAAAAGUGCAUACCCAACACUGGUUUUCUGAUUCAAAACACAAAUAAGGUCAAAUGACAA
Cyprinus carpio (common carp) is the source of this 2946-nucleotide messenger RNA. It is a transcript of the gene ccnyl1, whose product is annotated as cyclin Y-like 1. Gene Ontology annotation, biological process: regulation of cyclin-dependent protein serine/threonine kinase activity; regulation of canonical Wnt signaling pathway. The record is from RefSeq and is a predicted model, not a curated record. Gene Ontology annotation, molecular function: cyclin-dependent protein serine/threonine kinase activator activity; protein kinase binding. The coding region runs from base 832 to 1851 and encodes 339 amino acids. Gene Ontology annotation, cellular component: plasma membrane. The transcript is spliced from 10 exons. Lineage: Eukaryota; Metazoa; Chordata; Actinopteri; Cypriniformes; Cyprinidae.